Messenger RNA from Gamsiella multidivaricata, 1123 nucleotides. RefSeq names its product regulator of volume decrease after cellular swelling-domain-containing protein. Lineage: Eukaryota; Fungi; Mortierellomycota; Mortierellomycetes; Mortierellales; Mortierellaceae. Gene Ontology annotation, cellular component: cytosol; pICln-Sm protein complex; spliceosomal complex. Gene Ontology annotation, biological process: mRNA cis splicing, via spliceosome; chloride transport; cell volume homeostasis. Bases 44 to 1030 code for a protein of 328 amino acids. The record is from RefSeq and is a predicted model, not a curated record. The transcript is spliced from 3 exons.
UCUCUUUCCAAUUGCAAUUGCCUACUUCUACUCCUGCUCCGCCAUGACCAUCACCAUCAUCCGCCAGGCACCUUCGGCAACCGAAGCACAUAUCCGCUACACUCAGGAAAAUGUUACACUCCAUGUCACGCCCGUGUCGACACUGAUCCAGCACCCUGGCACACUCUUUAUCGCUGACGAGUGUUUGUAUUACUUCUCGACGGCGUCGAAUGCAGGUUUCGCGAUCCCCUAUCCGUCGAUCAUUAUCCAUGCGAUCGCGCGCGAAUCGCAUGUUGGACCGAGUAUCUAUUGUCAACUCGAAGGUUCUUUGGCCUCAUCUGAGCCCGCGAAGACGAACGUGGCGAACGGGCAUUCCAGUAAUGGUACCAGCGCUGAGAAAGAAGAGGAGGAGGAGGAUGAGGAGGAAGAUGCGGUUUUGGAAUUGAGUUUCGUACCCGCCGACGUGUCAUCCUUGGACACAAUUUACGAGAACCUAUCUUAUUGCGCCUCGCUCCACCAGGAUGAAGAAGCCGACGAUGAUUAUCUCAUGGACGAAGACGCUCUAUACGAAGACGACGAAAACGAUCAUGACGGACUCUUUGCGGACGCCGAUAUCCAGGGCGGCUACAUCCCCAAAUCCUCCAGUACCACUGCUAUUGGCGUCGUCGCCCCGCCUUCUUCUUCAUCAGUAUCUUCGUCAUCAAUGGCAGCGGGAGUGGCAGCAGAACAGGAAGAGAUUGAGCAGGUACCAGCGAUCGAUCUGCAGAGCGGCGAAUGGUACACGGGUAACCCCGAGACGGACGCAAAGUUCGAGUUGAGCGAGCAGGGUCAGGUAACUCUUCACCACUGGCAGCAGAAUCAAAGUCAGGAACAGACACAGACGCAAGGAAAACGGGGACGGCAGGAUCUGGGUGUAGAAGCGCAGCCAGAGGAUCAGGAUAUGGCGACAGCAGGAACAGCAGUUGAGGCGGAUGGUGCGCAGGAACCGCAGCAGGAAUAUACAGAAGAGCAGGUUCAGGAGGCGCGCUCGAAAAUGUGGCGCGCUUACUAGAGCACCACGAUACCAUACACCCAUGGCAUUCCAUCGCCGACAACGUGGUUGUUAUCCAACCUCAAAAGCAACAAAGCAUCAUUAAAGCAACAA